Molecule: messenger RNA, 216 nt
Organism: Bursaphelenchus xylophilus (pine wood nematode)
Lineage: Eukaryota; Metazoa; Nematoda; Chromadorea; Rhabditida; Aphelenchoididae
Source: the annotation of a GenBank genome assembly
AUGAUUGCCGCGGAAUGUCAGCUGAAGAUGUCGGAAAAGUGCAUCCUCUACAAGCGGAUGUCAGUUACAGACGGAGUUGAGGUCUUGUGGAAGAGCAGAUUUAUCUUAUCCGUCUCUUGUGUGGAGACGAAAAGCACUAUUCAAGGAGAAGGACCAUCAGAGAAUUGUAAACAACUUAUUCAUCAAGAAUAUCGGGGACAUCAAGGCCAUUUUUAG